GCAGCGGCAGCAUGGAGCCGGCGGUGGAGGGCGACGCUGAGAUGAUGGGGGCACCCGACCCGGAGCUGGCGGCCACCAUGGGCUUCUCCGGCUUCGGGAAGAAAGCUCGGACUUUCGACCUCGAAGCCAUGUUCGAGCAGACGAGAAGGACUGCCGUGGAGAGGAGCAGGAAGGUCCUGGAGGCUCGUGAAAGAGAGAAGGAAGAGCAAGCUGAAAAAGAGUUUAGAAGCCGAGGCACCGGUCCAUCAGCUUCAGCAUCCAGUGCAACAGGAGCUGGGUCCUCAUUAACCCAAAGAGAGAAAACCUGUAGUGAAAGUGAAGAUAGCUCAGAUGAAGAGCUAACUGGUCCUUCCGUGAAACCCCAGACUUCCGCUCAAGGUCCAGCUGAGGAUAGUGGUGAUGAUGAUGAAGAUGAUGAAUUCAUUGGGCCACCACUUCCACCUGGGUUCAAGGAUAGUGAUGACGAUAAUGACAAUGAUGACACAGAGGAGGAAGAUAAUAAUCCUAUCAAGAAAAUUCCAGAUUCUCAUGAAAUUACUCUCCAACAUGGGACAAAAACAGUUUCUGCUUUGGGGUUGGAUCCUUCAGGUGCCCGUUUGAUAACUGGCGGAUAUGACUACGAUGUUAAAUUUUGGGAUUUUGCUGGAAUGGAUGCCUCUCUCCAAGCUUUUCGGUCACUCCAGCCUUGUGAAUGUCACCAAAUCAAAUCUUUACAGUAUAGCAGUACAGGAGAUGUCAUCCUCGUUGUCUCUGGUAACUCCCAGGCAAAAGUUCUUGACAGAGAUGGCUUCCCAGUAAUGGAAUGCAUAAAAGGAGACCAAUACAUUGUGGAUAUGACAAACACAAAGGGUCACACAGCAAUGCUGAAUUCAGGCUGUUGGCAUCCAAAAAUAAAAGAAGAAUUUCUGACAUGUUCUAAUGAUGGAACUGUCAGGACAUGGGAUGUUAACAAUGAAAAAAAGCACAAAAGCGUAUUUAAACCACGAUCAGUUCAAGGUAAACGGGUGAUUCCUACAACUUGCACGUACAGCAGAGACGGUAAACUUAUUGCGGCUGGCUGUCAAGAUGGGUCCAUCCAGAUCUGGGAUAGGAAUAUGAGUGUACACACAAAGUUCCAUUGCAGGCAAGCCCAUGCUCCAGGCACCGACACGUCAUGCUUGACAUUUUCCUAUGAUGGCACUGUCCUUGCCAGCCGUGGAGGAGAUGAUACUUUAAAACUAUGGGAUAUCAGACAAUUUAAAAAGCCUCUUAAUUCAGCGGAAAGACUGCCCAGCUUCUUUCCAAUGACAGAUUGUUGUUUCAGCCCAGAUGAUAAAAUACUUGUCACAGGCACCUCUGUUAAGAAAGGUGGUGGCAGUGGGAAGCUUUUUUUCUUUUAUCGGGAGACAUUCCAGAAGCUGUAUGAGAUAGAAGUUACAGAUGCGAGCGUUGUGCGUUGCCUUUGGCAUCCCAAGCUGAACCAGAUCAUGGUUGGUACAGGAAAUGGUUUGGCCAAAGUGUACUACGAUCCUGUCAAAAGCCAGAGGGGAGCAAAGUUAUGCGUGGUCAAAACAAAACGAAAAGAGAGACAAGCAGAAACUCUUACACAGGAUUACAUUAUAACACCCCAUGCACUUCCGAUGUUCCGUGAACCACGACAGCGAAGCACCAGGAAACAGCUGGAGAAGGACAGGCUGGACCCCAUGAAGUCUCACAAACCCGAACCUCCAGUAGCAGGACCAGGUCGUGGUGGGCGUGUUGGAACUCAUGGAGGUACCUUGUCAUCGUAUAUUGUCAAGAAUAUUGCACUGGAUAAGACAGAUGAUAGCAACCCUCGAGAGGCUAUUUUACGUCAUGCAAAGGAAGCGGAGGAGAAUCCAUACUGGGUUGCCCCGGCAUAUGCUAAAACUCAGCCAAAAACAGUUUUUGCAGAAGUGGAACCAGAAGAUGAUGAAACAGACAAGCCAGAGUGGAAAAAACGUAAAAUCUGAAAAAUGUGAUUUGAAGAAGAAUUUUAGAGCAUUUGAAUCAAAGUACAACAUUUAUUUCUUCAGUUUGGAUAGUGCAUCAAAAUUUGAAAGCAAAAAUUACUUCAGUUCAUAAACUUGCUGCAGUGUAAAAAGGGGAUUGUUGUCUUAUAUUGGAUUGUAAUCCACAUCUGAAUUUUGCAGUGCAAAGAACUCCUCUCUAGGUCAGUUAUUUAGUUUUGUGAUUUAAAUGAAAAAAAUUCUUUAUAAAUAGAACUCUAGUGAAUUCAUUAUAUUGCCAAAGUUUUUUAAUUACUGCCAACUUUACAAAUGCUGUGCUGUGACAGUGUUCAAUGAUUCUAAGUACAUAAAUAAAAUAAUACAUUUUCUCAGACUCCUUUUUGUUUUUUCUAGUUAAGAUCUAACAAAUUACCUCCUUCGUUACAACUAUAACAAAGUUUACACUUUAAUUAAUGUAGAAUAAUACAGUUUAGUUCAUUUGUGUGUUCACACAAGUUCCAAUUUAGUUCAAACUUCUGUGUGAAUUGUAGAAAACAUAUUUCCUAGUGCCUAUCUUGAAUGUUGUUCCUUUUAAGUAAGUGUGGUACCUUCAUAUGUAUACUAAACAGUAUACUACUAAAAUACCUGUAGUAUUUUAUACAGCCUUUAUUUUUCAACGAUGUGAAACUGGAAUCGGCAAUUAUAUAUUUUGGUUUAAUAAAAGUAACAUGCUUAUUGCCAAGUUGAUGUAGAAUUCUGUUCAGGCUUCCUAUCCCUAUUAGUUAGUAUUGAUAAGUGUUAGGAUAGAGCAGAACUGUGUAUUUAUUACUAGGUCUUUUUACCUAUUGACUUUGUUCUGUGCCUGAAUUACAUAUAUUCUGCCUCACACUAUCUGAAGACUGAUACUAUCCUUCAUAAAGUGGUUUCUUAAAUACUGAAAGUUUUCAUUGUUUAACACCAAAUUGCAAUUCCGAAUGUCGUAAAGUGAAGGCCAGAUUUAAAACCACUAUCCUUUAAGGGAGAAGGAAGGAACCUAGGUUAGUUUUAGGCAUUUAUAUUGUGAUUACAAUAGUACACACUAUGCUAAGUAUUGUGAUUGUAAUAAUAUACAAUAUAGCAAGCACUCUGCAUUUCCAGUAAGAGUAGAAAUUAAUAGACAUUGUAUACAAUCAAGCUUUCUUAAUUAUGCAUAGAUUCUGAAGGCAUAUUUUAACGCUAUAUUUAGCAAAGCACUUAAUCACCUUCCUAACAUCAAGUGUGUGUUCUUGAUAGUCAGCAGAGCUUAGAUUUUUUUUUUUUUUGUCAAGCAUUGUUCUGCAUCACUAUUUCAUUGCAUGAUUUCCUUUUCCAAGCUUAUCUUUCUUUUUCAGUUAUCAUUUUUAUACUUUAAGGAAAAGUAUGCCUGACUUCAAAAGUUGUAAUGAGCAUUGGCAUUACAUUCCUGCAACAAAAUAUGUCUGCUGCUUUCACUCAGUGUAGUCUUUUGAUGAGUAGAACCUUACUAAAUAAUUAACAACUUGUCUUUGUCCUUUGUAAAAAUAUUUUAGUACCUGCUUAUGUAGAAUAGCAAAUCAAUGCUUAAUUUAAAAUUGCAGCUUUAAUUUGUAGAAUGAAGGACUUAAUACCUAGGUAGACAGUAAAUGGAGGAGAAAAAGGAAUACCAGAUGAAGAGCAAUGAUUGUUAAGAAGACCUGCUAAAGACCUCCCUAUGCAAUGUCCCCCUCAGCAAGUAAACAUUAAACGGCAUUGUUUCAUUUAA
Messenger RNA from Calidris pugnax (ruff), 3705 nucleotides. RefSeq names its product WD repeat domain 70 (gene WDR70). Gene Ontology annotation, cellular component: site of double-strand break; nucleus. Bases 12 to 1970 code for a protein of 652 amino acids. NCBI's taxonomy places the organism in Eukaryota, Metazoa, Chordata, Aves, Charadriiformes, Scolopacidae. The transcript is spliced from 18 exons. Gene Ontology annotation, biological process: regulation of DNA double-strand break processing. The record is from RefSeq and is a predicted model, not a curated record. Gene Ontology annotation, molecular function: protein binding.